UCGCGGGUUCUGUUUUUCUCAUGUUAAUCACUGAGAGAAGAAGGCUUAUUAGUUUACUGUGUCGGCUCGUAAGCAAAAACGGUGACUCCGUCAACGAACUUUAUCAUUGUUUUAGCUUACCUGAUCGGGAGCACAAUCGGUACAUCUUUAUUUAUUUCACGAUGACUUGCACGACAGAGAUAGAUAUUUUGAAGUGGACAGUGAGGUAUUGUUCGAGUUUAGCUGCACACCUUCUAACUCCUACGAGAUUGUUCAAAUAUGAAAUUCAACAACAGAGCGAUUUGAGAAAUGCAACUGAAAACAAAACUGAAAAAUAUAUUUCUGACGACGUCGGUCAUUGUAGACAUACAUACAUGCAAAUCAGAUAAGGUAUCAAAAGUAGCCAAUGUAAAAGUUCAUACACGUAAAGGUUUUUGGAGUUGGCUACGUAGGAGAUAGCAUUUCUAUCUCAUUUGUCUCUUAACACCUUCUCAAAG
Arabidopsis thaliana (thale cress) is the source of this 476-nucleotide messenger RNA. Its product is annotated as TIR-NBS-LRR class disease resistance protein. NCBI's taxonomy places the organism in Eukaryota, Viridiplantae, Streptophyta, Magnoliopsida, Brassicales, Brassicaceae. The record is from RefSeq and is marked reviewed. The transcript is spliced from 2 exons. Bases 21 to 368 code for a protein of 115 amino acids.